UAAACAUGCAUAUUGCACACGUUGGUGUUUGCGGCUUGGAUGUUUUUAGUGAACUGUUAAGAUUUCUCUAUUUCCCUUCUACAGUUCAGCAGCUCCUUUUUGUGUUUGUUGUUAGUUGUGAAAUGUUUAUAGAGCGUACAGGUAUAGAAUGCAAACGUGAUUUGGAGCAUUAUUCAUGCUAUUAAUUUUAGAAUUUCUGUGGAAAUCACUACAAGAUUUGCCUGUAUAAAAUGCAGGCUUGAGUUUUGAAACUUGCUGGCUGGACAGCUUGCACCAAAGUUGUUCAGCAAAUAACGGUAAUGUAGGCGCAAUGGAGUGAGUUAGAAACCUUACUGUUGCCAAAAACAUAAAUAGUUUUUAAUAAAAAUGAUCCUUUUAUCAGCGUUCAUUCCUCUUUUGACAGUAAUUUAUUUUAGGGUCAGAACAGUAAGGGAAGAAGACUUUCAAACUUCUUAAGUAUGAGACUCCCGUUUAGGCUUUCAUUGUGAGCUUGUGAUUAAAUGAUAUUUUUAGAGAUAGCUUCGCUGUGAGAGCCUUAUGUUGGUUAUUGGAAUUGCCUUCUGUUGUCAUAUACAUAAUAUAGUCUGCUGAUUAUAUGCAGUAUGGAUUUUGUUCUCCCUUAGCUGAUGAGAAAGAGAAAUGAAUAGCAAUAGCUCUUUCACACUACAUAAUUAUACAUUCACGUGAGUGUCUCAUACAGAUUGCUGUGUUGAAAUUAUACAGAAAAAUAUAUGUGAAGAAGCUAAUGUGAUUAAGUAACCUCUCUGAGGGGACAGGAGUUUGAGCUGUUCUGUACUCUGCCACCUCUUUGGAAUAGCUAAAAGCAUGAACGGCUUGCUCACUCAAAUUCUGUUCCGUUUGAUAUGGUUGUAUUCAAUGAAAAUGAGUUUUGUGUGACUGAUUUAUUCUUGUACUUUUUUGUUGCAUGUUACAGUUAAUGUUUGCAUGCUGCAAAAUCAGUGUUAAGAAUUUUAUAGGGUACUUUUUGAAAAAAAAGUUCUUGGAUCCUUCUCGCUUUCAGCCUAGCACAUUUUGCAUUGAAUUAGCUAAUAUGUCACUUCUCAGUUUACGCUUAUGUUAUGGAGUUAUGCUAAACAUUGAAUUCAAAAUGCUGAGGUGUAUUUUGAGCAUCCUGAGGUUCAACAGUGUUUCAGAAAAGCCUAGUGUGUUGCUUAACAAUGAACUGCUCAUACUCUUCCCCACCCCCAAAUAUUUGUUACGUUCAUUCUCUUCAGAGCACUCCAAAAAGAUGGUUGGUCGAAUUAUUUGAUUGUAGAUGUCCCUUUUUUAUUUAGUGGAUGUUUUUAACUAAAAUAGAGCAAAAACAUAUAUAAGAUAUUUGUGAUAUUUUUAGGUCUGAAGACUUGCGCCGUGAGUUUGGUCGUUAUGGGCCUAUAGUUGAUGUAUACGUUCCACUUGACUUCUACACUCGUCGUCCCAGAGGAUUUGCUUAUGUUCAAUAUCCUUUCUUCAGAUGGCUGAUUAGUGAGGGGUGUUGAAGUUUGAAAUUCAAGUUUGUGUAAGAGAAUGUAAAGCUGUACAGUAAUGGCGACCCCAAAGAGAAAGCAUGAAAGAACCUUUAGAGUAGAGUUCAACAAUUAAGGCAAGUAGACAAGCCAAAGACCUCUUAAGGAUCAGGCUUGAAGAGAAGGGAGAGUUUGGGAAAAGAAAAAAUAAAGAAAAGCUGGAAGAAGGACAAGCCAUAAUGGGAGACAAAGCUUCGCUUUAUCUACAAAAGGGGGAAAAGGUUGUUUUUCAAAGUAAAAGAUAAAGCCAUCUGUCAUUUUUGGCCAAGCAUCUCAUGACAAGUCCUUCUGACAAGCACUUAAAGAGUUAAAGGUCAAGAUGAAGUUGAAUGGUGGCCAAGAUUAAAGGAGUCAUACCUGAUAUGUCCGCGAUGCAGAAGAUGCUCUCCAUAAUUUGGACCGAAAGUGGAUUUGUGGUCGGCAAAUAGAAAUCCAGUUUGCACAGGGGGAUCGGAAGACACCAAAUCAAAUGAAAGCCAAGGAAGGGAGAAACCUAUACAGUUCUUCUCGUUACGAUGACUAUGACAGAUAUAGGCGGUCUAGAAGUCGGAGUUACGAAAGGAGGCGGUCUAGAAGUCGUUCUUUUGAUUACAGCUAUAGAAGAUCGUAUAGUCCUAGAAACAGUAGACCUACUGGAAGACCUCGUCGUAGCAGAAGCCAUUCGGACAAUGAUAGGUUCAAACACCGCAAUCGAUCUUUUUCAAGAUCUAAGUCCAAUUCAAGAUCACGAUCCAAGUCACAGCCCAAGAAAGAAAUGAAGGCUAAAUCACGGUCUAGGUCUGCAUCUCACACCAAAUCUAGAGGCACCUCUAAAACAGAUUCUAAAACACACUAUAAGUCCAGCUCAAGAUAUGAAAAGGAGUCGAGAAAAAAAGAACCAGCUAGAUCCAAAUCACAGUCAAGAUCACAUUCUAGAUCUAGGUCAAAAUCCAGAUCGAGGUCAUGGACUAGUCCCAAGUCCAGUGGCCACUAACAGUGUAUCCAUGUUGUUUUUAGGCAUGUAACAUUCAUUUACACACAGUUCAGUUUACUUAAAUUAUCAGGAAUAUGAUGUUGCAACAGUGCUAACAAAAAAACUUUUCUUUGUCAGUUUUCCCUGUAGCAGACAAUGGUUAUAAUUAAAACAAUGUUGAGAAGCCACUGAGAGAGAGAGAGAGAGAAUGUCCACUUGGUUAAAUGUCAUGGGCAGCUACUGAUUUGAUUGUGGUGUCUCUAUGUAUAUUUUUGUAAAGACUUGCAUUUUUAAUGCUUAAAUAUUGGUGAUGACUUGAUUGAUCGUAAUUUGCAACAUUGUCCUAUUAAAAAAUGUCAUACCUGCAGAGAAAUUGGUUCCAGUUUGUGCUGAACAGUUAAACCAACUGUUUAACUUGUUCUUGAAUACUAAACUUUGUGAUAAAAUGGAAAACUGGACAGCUGUAGUGCAACACUGACUGCUGUGAAAUGCAGACUGGCAAUUAUAUGUUUCCAUUGUUCAAAGGCAGGUUUCUGUGUUCUCCAUGCCCACCGACACAAGUAGGUUGGUAAAUGGAGCUCUGUGGAGAGAGAGUGUUGAAAUUUCUCUUUAACCCUGCCAUCUGGAGAGAUGGUACUAACAUUGCGUAUACUACAUGGGGAGAGAGUUAGUCCUGGAAGCGUGUUCAGAGAUUGUGCAGUGUCGUGACUUGUCAGGAUAGAGGCUUCACUGCUUUUUACCUGGCUGCUAAUAUGAAAUGUGUGAGAGGGGGGAAAAGCCCUUAAAAUGGAAAAUUAAGUUCAGAUUUCAGCAAAUGACAGAGCAACUACAUAUUAGGUUGUGUGUACAUUUUAUGCAGUUUUUGUAUCUAUUCUAAAUUUUAGUGAGCAGUUAACCAUAAAAUUGCUUAGUUUUCCUGCUGUUAGAUACAAGUAGAUUGUUUCGAGUUGUGUGUGUACAGUAUAUAAGAACUAAACUUUUAUGCCAAUGACUCCUGUGGUUAGUUGGUGUAUUCAUAGGUAUAAAACUGUAGCCAUCUCUCUUCUUGAGUAACAAAGGCUUGCUUUUACACAUCAAAAAGUGCUUAGUCAAGCAAGUCUGAAUCAUUUCUUCCUCAGAAUGGAUAGUGGUUUGGUACAAGACUUCGUUUUACUUAAGAACAAAUGUUUCAAGUUGGAUAUGAACAAGAGCUGCAUCUCUAGCUAUUUAGUUUAUCACUAAUACAGUAUAUUUAGUAAAUUGAAUGUGAAAAAUGACAAAACCAGUGUGUAAUCUUACCAGUAUUUCUCUAGAAGGCAAGAUAUUUUGUUAUGAAAAUGGCUUUUGGCAUCGUUUUUUCUAUUUACCUUCAAAAGCCAGCCUCACACACCUAGUGUUCCUUGCUGUCUAUAUAGUAGCAUAUAAAGACAUUGGUUUAAAGAAAUUCCUUUUUAGAGAAAUGUUUUAGGUUUUGAUUUUAGUGUUUUCAGCAGGGCCUUUGAAGAAAUGCGGAUGGAUUUUAAACAUUGGCAGUGGAACGUGCUUAGGGGGUUGAUCCUAGAACCUUUGUAUAUUUGAUAGUAUUUCUAACUUUUUCUUUACUGUUUGCAGUUAAUGUUCAUGUUCUGCUAUGCAAUCAUUUAUAUGCACGUUCCUUUAAUUUUGUAGACUUUUCUGGAUGUAUAGUUUAAAAACAACAAAAAGUCUAUUUAAAACUGUAGCAGUAGCGUGCAGCUCUAGCAGAGGAAAGUUGUGGGAUUAAACUUUGUAUUUCCUUUCUUAUAGAGGCUUCUAAAAAGGUAUUUUUAUAUGUUCUUUUUAACAAAUAUUGUGUACUACCUUUAAAACAUCAAUGUUUUGAUCAAAAUAACUAAAGACCCAGCUUAUUUUCUGCUUGCUGUAAAUUUAGCAAACAUGCUAUAAUAAAAAAAAUGAAGGAAAUACUGAUCCACUGGAAUUAUUGUAGCUUUAGAAUUUGACUCCAGAGCAUUGUUAGGAAUAGUUAUGCAUCCCUUAUGGAGUAAAAUCCUUACUAUGGUAUUUCAGUAAAGUCAGGAAUUUGUUUAUUGUUUGAUGUCUGAGUAAAUAUCACGUCACAUUUUUAAAAGGAGUACUAGACAAAAUAAGGCUGAGCAAAAGUUUUUGUCUUAAUAUAUUAAGAAAUGUAUUGAAAUUUCUUUUCCAUUGACCGUCAUUAUUGCUGGAUGGACUUCCCUAUGGGUAUAACUUAGAUAUUACUAGCUGGGUUACGAAUUGCUAUAAUCGGCAAUUAAAGAUUCAUAUAGAAGCUAAUUUCUAGGUGAUAGCUCAUCAUUUUACAUUUGCCUUAUCAAAAACCGCACCAGCCGUGGUUCUCUAGCAGGUUGUAAACAUGUUUUGGUGUGUAGAGUUUGAGCGGCCUCCUGGCACUAGUGGUACAUAUAACUUCUUCUUUUUAUGCCACUGAAUGAAAAUUCUGAGGGACACUUAAAUGCUUCGAUAAAUCCAAUCUUAUACUGUUUACGUUGAACUAUGAUUAUCUGGUAGUUGAUUUCCAUAAAAAUGGUUUGUAACAGCAAAAAAAAAAAAAAAGAAAAGCCCUUUUUCAGAAUCUUUAAACAAUACAGCAUUCGAAACUCAAAUCCUGCUUAAAAGUGGUCCACCUGACUGUCUCUUGGGAUAAUGUGGUUACAGAAGCUGGCAUGUUUUGGUCAGCAACCUGCAAAGGAUUGCUGUGCUUAAGUUCACGUGUCAGUCCAGCCAGAAUUGCAGCUGGUUUGGUGGGGAGGAGGGAAGAGGACAAUUGUGUCCAGGCUGAGAUUCUAACUUUUGACUGCCGAGUAAUAGUAACAUACCUUAACUAUUUUGUCAGCAUGUCCUUAUAUUGUGUGCCUCAAAAUUUAUGCAUAGCACAGUUUACAUUUUUCUGUUUUGAAAAUCCAAUUCGUUGCAAGUAUAAUGUAGUAUCUGACAGUUCUGAUGGUUCUUUCUUUCUCUCCCAGAGGUAGGACUAAACUUUGACUUGACUUGUGUAUAUGAACAAGCCAGAAAAGCCGAACACAAACCCACGAUGUUUCAAGAGUGCAUGAAUAAAGAUGUUGUCCUAGUUCUUGCUCCCAUGGAAAAAUUGUGAAGAAGCUGUUCUGUGGGCCUUUCAGUUGGGGACGAGUUAGCAGGAUGUGGCCAAAAGGGCAGGGAAUGUUUAUGCAUUCAUGCAAGUCAAGCCACAGCCCAUCUAGAUAACAUCUCCCUUCCUUGAUGCAGGUAUCCUAUUCCUGCUCUAAAAAAGCAGUAGCCUGUCUUGUGCAAGCUACCUGCAGGUUAUGCACAGCUGGAAUGCAAGAACAUAUGCAGGCUACAAAAGAUCAUGUAUAGGCACCUUUCUUUUGGAGUCUCAAGAAUGGUGGGAAUUACGUUUUUUCUGUGGUAAACUAGAUUUUGUCAUUCCUGCAAAUUUCUGUAGAAUUGAAGUAGUGUGUUUAAACUCUGCUGAAACUAAUGGCUGUGCUCCAAAAUAUCUGCAGCAUAUUGAUUUAUCUCAGCAGUAACAGAAGGCUCUAUUGGAACUUCUUUUUCACCAAAAGUCCAUGCACCCAACUGAUAAUUUUAAUUAAAAAUCUUUAAAUUUAGUGUUUAAGUAGCUGGGUGUUUAAAUUGGGGACUAUGAUAGACUGGUCUCUGAAAGCUAAAUGUUAUCCUUUCUAUGUCUUUUAAAGAUGUUUAAAUGUACACUAUAAUGGCUUUAUUCAAAGUGGAAGUUCUCAAUUUAAAUGUUAUUUUGACCUCUGCUCUUAGAAAGAGCUUUUUCUUUUUCUCUAAAUGUUUAGUCUGGGGUAACAGCUUGAAAAAUGUUCAGAGAAGGGCAAUUGGAUUGAAAUACAUUGCAGCACUGCUACAUGAUUUUUGGCAGGGAUGUUGCAGAUAACAUUUUGAAGUACAAAGGAAUAGAUUUACACAUUUUUAGGCCAUAAUCACCCAUUAGCAAUUGCUGGUUUUCUCCAUUUAUCUUGUAACUUGCUUAAAAAGUCUGUAGUCCAUUGCUAUAUUUGUCUAAAGAUGCUCUUACUGAUGAGACUAUUAUAGGAAGGGAAGACUAUGUACCCUGUAGUGUGUUUGAUCAAAAGAUGCUAAUGUUUUAUUCAUACACAUCCUUUCUUCUUGAGUUUUGUGUUCCAUCUGUGCAAAUAACCCUGUGAAUUGGGAAUAAAAUGUACAAGUUUUGACUAUAA
Molecule: messenger RNA, 6665 nt
Organism: Struthio camelus australis
Lineage: Eukaryota; Metazoa; Chordata; Aves; Struthioniformes; Struthionidae
Source: RefSeq, a predicted model, not a curated record